Messenger RNA from Xyrauchen texanus (razorback sucker), 4100 nucleotides. It is a transcript of the gene toporsb, whose product is annotated as topoisomerase I binding, arginine/serine-rich b. The record is from RefSeq and is a predicted model, not a curated record. Gene Ontology annotation, molecular function: ubiquitin protein ligase activity; metal ion binding. The coding region runs from base 116 to 2995 and encodes 959 amino acids. Gene Ontology annotation, biological process: protein monoubiquitination; protein polyubiquitination. Lineage: Eukaryota; Metazoa; Chordata; Actinopteri; Cypriniformes; Catostomidae. The transcript is spliced from 3 exons.
GCUGCUGUGUAUGUUGUAACUGCAGUGCGAAACUGCACCACUUUCAUUGGUAUUUAAUGUUUAUUUUAAGUUUGUAUCGGGAUGAAAAGGACGCUGGUGUGUUAUAGAUGUGUUUAUGAACGUUUCUGCGUGGUGUUUGGAUGAUUUACAGGGUUUUUGCAGCUCUGAUCAGAUUAUGGCGCCCUCUAAGAUGAAGUUGCGUGUGAAGAAGAAAGACAGUUGUGGCAAAUCUUCUCAGCGUUUAUUGGCUAAUGCUUCUCCAGACUCCAAAUGCCCCAUCUGUCUCGACGGCUUCAAAAACAUGGCAUCGCUGGACCGCUGCCUGCACCGCUUCUGUUUCCGCUGCAUCCAAGAGUGGUCUAAGAACAAAGCGGAGUGUCCGCUCUGCAAGCAACCGUUUCACUCCAUAUUCCACUCUGUCAAAGGUGAAAACGAUUUUAAGGAGUUUGUCCUGCGGCCAGCGGAGAAUUUAGCUCCAAAUGACGGCACAUCUGGACGUGUGCUCCGCCCACGAGUGCUCCGAGGUAGAGAGAGGCGGAGCCGUAGGUCGCAACAGCCAGCCCGCUCCUCUCCCCCUCCAGUAGAUGAUGACGUGAUGUUUGGCGGUUUGACUGAUGCAGCAGCGUUUACAGACAACCAAGACAUGGAGCAAAUGGUGAUACGACUGAGAGCACGCCGACGGGGGCGGGGCGAGGGCCAGAGCCAGAGCCUGAGGCGUUUGCGAGACCAGGAUGUGGUGGCGUUCCGGCGUGCACUUUACAGGACUGGUGUACGUGUGCGGAACACAAGAGACGCGGGCAGGCAGAGGGAAGUUUCGGCCGCGUACUUGCGGCAGAAUCCCACGUGUUUGCACCGGCUAUUGCCGUGGCUGCAACGUGAGCUGACGGUGUUGUACGGUUCGCACGGCUCGCUGGUGAACAUCGUGCAGCACAUCAUCAUGUCACGUAUCACAAACUACAACAUGGAGGAAUCGGCCAUCCGGGACGAGCUCCGCCCCUUCCUGCUGGCACGCACUGACCACUUCCUGCAUGAGCUGGUGAGUUUUGCCCGCUCGACCCUCAGCAUGGAGGCGUAUGACCAACAGGCCGUCUACGAUUGCCCCGCCCCCAGUUACGAGGAGGGAAGCAGCUCCGACGACUCUGUAAUCGCCAUCUCUGAGGAUGAAGAUGAUGACAAUAAUGACAGUGAGGACAAUGUCAUGGAGAAUCCCUCGAUUGUCCAGGAACUUCUGUCCAUUCCCACUGCAAGUGGCGCGGAGAGUUUGCUGAGCCAGUCUGGGUGGGAUGACGAAAUGCCUGGUCCCUCCUACUCGACCCUCUUCCCCUUCUCCAGCCUAUCGCAGGAUGAAGGGGUGGAGCCAAGCUCAAGCACAGACCUAGUCCUAACUACCAUGAAAAUGACUGACCCUGCCGCGAGUGCCAGCGUGUCAGCCAGACCGAGUGAAGAUGACGAGGAAGAGUGCCUGAUUGUGGGAUAUGUGAAGCCCAUGGCCGAGCGGACACCCGAGCUUGUUCAGCUCUCAUCUGAUUCUUCUGAAGAGGAGCAGGAGGCGGCCGCCGCCACAGAUGCGAUGGCAACAGUAACAAAAUCAGAGACAUCCCAGGUGCAGGCCCCGUCACAGUCCCAUGGGAACCCCCUAAGCCCUGGCUCCUCUCCAGGCCCUGCUCGCUCAUGCAGUCCUCAGCAUAUACACUCGGACUCGCACAACAGGGAAAGAGCAACGGAGAGUCACUCCCCUUCCUCCCGUGGGCAUCAUAUGCAUCGUCACCAGCAUCGAUCCAGGGAGGGUUCACGGUCACGUUCACAGGGAAAUCAAGAUUGUUCUGGGUUUAGCUGUCAUAAGAGGCAAGACGACUCGCAUCGGCGGUCGGACAGCAAGGAGAGUGACAAGGGUUUGGAACGGUCGCAGCACGCAAGCAAUCCAGGGCGCUCGCCAAGUCAAACAAUUUUACACCAGAGCUGGUCAGGCCAGAGUCCAACGAUGUCCAUUUGGAGUGGAAACGAAAGCUCACCCUUCAGAAACAACGCGAGCAGCGACAGGAGCCAAGAGCGCUCACAACAUGUGAGCGACAGAUGCUCGCAAUCUCCUUCGGACUGGGAGAAAGAGCGAGGGAGGACUAGAACAAGGAAAAGGACACGUAGGUCUGCUGACUUGGAUUCCUUUCUUGGUAUCCACCAUCCCCGCCGUCGCUCUCGCAAGUCGCAACGUUGCCGUAAGCGCCGCAGACGGUCCAUCAGCAGCAGCAGUAGUGAUGAUUUGCACUUAGAAAGAUUCUGCCUGGACAAACCCAGCGGCAAACGCAAGUACAAAACCCGCCACUUAGAGCGAGCUGCCCAGCGGCAGCACAAGGAGGGAACUACAUCCAAGGUAAAACGGCCAGGACACAGAGGACGACGGCACAGCCGGGAAUGCCCACAAAGUCGGAGCCCUAGUGUGGAGAUUAUCUAUGAACGAAGUGUGCCUGACAUGCAUUGGCACCAGCGAAGGAAGAAGAGGCACCGGAAAAGGCGGAGGGAACAGCGUUCACCUACGGUGAUCACUAUUGACAGUGACAGCGAUCGUACCAUUGACUGUCUGGACCGUGUCAUGGACAUUAUAGACAAAACCGCAUCGGGUGGUGAUGAUGAUGAGCAGAAGGACGAUUCUGCUCAGCAAGGUAUUGGUGCAACUUUGCCCUCUACGAAUACUCUUCUAGAGUCCUCAAUCCCUGUAAGCCGCAGUGACCAGGUCUCUCCUGACCAUAUGCUAGACCUGGAUGACUGUGUGGUGGAUGUAGUUGACCAUAACAGUUCUGAUGCUCUCAACUGCACCCAGAAUACAGACACCAACAGUUUGCAUGCAGAUAACCUCUUGGAGUCUGUGCCAGACCCUUUCUCGGUGGUUUCAGUGGCGACGACCCCACCGUCGGACACAGGGUUGCUAGAAUCUAUUUUGCAAGAUCUUAAAGAAUUUCUACCGGGAUUAAACCAAGAGGCAGACCAAAACCACUUGUGAGUCCUCUUGGAAGUACUCUUAGCCUCCAAGAAAACACUGUUAGCCCUCAAAGGGACCAAUCAAACAUAAGAGGAGAAGCAGAUGGCUUAGAAAGCAAGGGCACGGACAAGAGGCCAACACUGCUUGCUAGAACUCAAACUCAUGGACUGGUUCCAGCCACACUGUAAUUAUGCUUGUCUGAAUGCUUAGCCAGAAACUUGUGUUGCUUUUUAUAGACUCAAAGAUUGCUUAAGACAUUUUUUUUUGUCAUUUGCAAUGUUAUUAUUAUUAUUAUUAAUGUUGUAUUUAUAGUUUUCCUCAGCCUCGAACCUGGUGCUUACUCACUGUGCCACAGCCUGCUCUUAAAACAACAAAAACCCAACAAUGGUCUUGUCUAGAUGGUAACGCUCAUGCUGCUAAACUCAUGCAAGAUUUACCCCAACUUCCAUCCUAAAGGCCAAAGUAUAAUUUGGUUAUUCACAUGCCAGGAUGUCUUGCGCACAGUGUGUAUGAUGCAAAUUUCUUUGUUACAGUAUGUCGUUGACUGUGCUAUAAGAGUGUCACAAAGCAGUCAUAGUGCGCCUAUUAAGCGCAUGCUGAAAAACAAGGUAUACCCUAGCAUUAAGGGGUCGUUUAUUCAGGAUAUGCUCUCAAUACAUGUCAGCUCUUAAUUGUCCUGUGUAAACAGCCCUGUGAGAGUUUCAGCAUCACAAGGAUUACCAUCUAGGCCAGGGGCGUCAAACUCAGUUCCUGGAGGGCCACAGUCCAGCAGAGUUUAGCUCCAACCCCAAUUAAACACCUGAAGCAGCUAAUCAAGGUCUUCAGGAGUGCUUGAAGAUUACAAGGAGGCAUAUUGGAGCAGGGCUCUGCAGGACUGCGGCCCUCCGGGAACUGGGUUUGACACCCCUGAUCUUGACAUUCCCUUGAAAAACCCCUUUUAACCUUUUGGAGAAUUGUGUCUUUGUUAAACUCAGGGAACAGGUGAAGUGCAUCCAUGCUUCUGGUACGCAGUAUGCGUGUGUGCUUGCGUAUGUGGUAAUAUAGACACCCUGGAGAAAUUGUUCACUGGUCAUGUCUUCUGAUCACACAAGCCUUGUCAUGUCAGCAAUCAGUCAAUAAAUUCAUA